UGGAAUAACCUUUCACAACAAUCUCACGUGUGACGUGUUUAUAACAAACAAUCUCAUCUUCCUCAUCUUAGGCCUUAGGCGCGCCCGGUGAAGUACCAUAAAGAAGAUCGGAUCUCCGCUGUUUGAGAAAUAAUGUCAUCCGUUCAGGCAGCAAAACGAAUUUUGCGCAAGGAAAUGAAAAACCGACUGUUAGCCAUGUCAAAGGAACAAAUCCUUAUUGAAUCAGAACAACUGACACAAAAGCUCCUCGCUACUGCGGCGUACAAAGAGAGCAAAAGGAUUGCCGUUUAUUUGAGCAUGUCAGAAGAAGUCCAGACGCAUGGAAUCUUGAAAAAUAUUUUUUCUGCCGGGAAAGUCUGUUUCAUUCCAAGGUACGAGACUAUCACAAAUAGCAUGGAAAUGUUGCGGCUGCAUUCGAUGGAGGACAUUCAGACCCUGGAAGUGACCAAGUGGGAAGUUCGCCAGCCAGCGGAAAAUGAUGAGAGAGAAAACGCUCUGGAGAGUGGUGGACUGGACUUGGUGAUCGUCCCUGGGCUGGCAUUCACCCUCUCAGGGCAGAGACUCGGGCGUGGAAAAGGCUAUUAUGAUACAUUCCUGCAGAGGUGCUCAACGAUGAUGGGAAAAGCGCCGCACACGAUUGCGCUCUCUUUCACUGAUCAAAUUGUUGACUCCAUCCCCGCAGAGGGGCACGAUUACAUUAUCGAUUCGGUCUUGACGCCUUAGUGAAGUCGUUUUGUUCGCAUUCUCAUAAUAUGUUACUUGCUGACGCUUUCAAUAUUCUAGUGAUUCUUAUGAAACAGGGUUAGGAAUAAAGUCUACUGAUUUUUGUACUUUUUCAUAA
Cloeon dipterum is the source of this 841-nucleotide messenger RNA. It is a transcript of the gene Mthfs, whose product is annotated as methenyltetrahydrofolate synthetase. NCBI's taxonomy places the organism in Eukaryota, Metazoa, Arthropoda, Insecta, Ephemeroptera, Baetidae. The transcript is spliced from 4 exons. The coding region runs from base 133 to 723 and encodes 196 amino acids. Gene Ontology annotation, biological process: tetrahydrofolate interconversion; folic acid-containing compound biosynthetic process. Gene Ontology annotation, molecular function: 5-formyltetrahydrofolate cyclo-ligase activity. Gene Ontology annotation, cellular component: mitochondrion. The record is from RefSeq and is a predicted model, not a curated record.